This is a messenger RNA of Thelazia callipaeda (thelaziosis nematode), 1440 nucleotides long. Lineage: Eukaryota; Metazoa; Nematoda; Chromadorea; Rhabditida; Thelaziidae. The record is from the annotation of a GenBank genome assembly.
AUGGAGUAUGAACGUUUGGUUGAAGGAUUAAGACGCGUUGAAGAAGAUCGUAUGAAUGAUCAAGUUUUAGCGAAUCCUGUGCUUCCUGAUAUGAUUUUGCAAGAAGCAGUACCGGGAUCUAUACGAACUGCUAUACAUUUCAUUGGAUUUUUGCGUCGUUUGAACGAAUAUUUGAAGUACCGAAUGCGUACCAAAACUGUUGUUAUUGAAAGUCCUGCAGCAUUUCUUCGCGAUAUUGGCGAUUUAAUGUUUAUUGACCGAACACCUCUAAGAUUUUGUGCAGAGCGAUUCGCAUCGUUAGCACGAACAUUAGAGCUGGCUGACAUAUCGGAUUUCAGUUCUUUGGUACUGAUUACAAAUUUUGCGACGCUUGUCAGCACUUAUGGACGAGGUUUUAUGAUUAUUAUUGAACCUUUGGAUGAAAAAAGUGGUACAGGACAUAGUUGCACGCUACAUUUGAGUUGUGUUGAUGCUUCUAUUGCUAUUCGUCCAGUUUUUCAGCGUUACCAGACAGUUGUUAUCACUUCAGGGACUUUAUCACCGUUAGAUAUGUAUCCAAAGAUUUUGGAUUUCGAUCCUGCAAUUAUGGCAAGCUUGUCAAUGACGCUUGCUAGACCCUGUAUUGCACCAUUGUUUGUUUCAAAAGGUAAUGACCAAGUAGCGAUGACGUCACGUUUUGAAUCUCGAGAAGACAUUGCUGUAAUACGGAAUUACGGAAGUCUUGUUUUAGAACUUGUUUCUUUAAUUCCUGAUGGUGUUGUAGUGUUUUUCACCAGUUAUAUGUACAUGGAAAAUGUUAUUUCAACAUGGUAUGAUCAGGGAAUUAUUGAUGAGUUGUUGAAACACAAACUUUUGUUUAUCGAAACAACGGAUGCGCUCGAAACCAGUAUUGCUUUAGAAAAGUAUGUGGAAGCUUGCGAUUGCGGAAGAGGAGCUAUUUUCUUCUCCGUCGCAAGGGGAAAGGUAUCAGAAGGCAUUGAUUUUUCGCAUCAUCUUGGACGUGCUGUCAUAAUGCUCGGUGUUCCUUAUAUGUAUACAGAAAGUCGCAUAUUGCGAGCUCGACUUGAAUAUUUACGAGUUCGUUUAGGGAUAAGAGAAAAUGACUUUUUGACAUUUGAUGCUAUGCGUCAAGCUGCACAGUGCAUGGGACGCGCCUUAAGAGGGAAGAGUGAUUAUGGUUUGAUGAUCUUCGCUGAUAAGUUUUCACGUAAGGACAAGAUGGGGAAGCUUCCUAGAUGGAUUCAAGAGUACAUCACUCCUGGAAAUGUUAAUCUCAGUAUUGAGGAAGCCGCUAUGAUUGCCAGAAAAUGGUUUCCGUUAAUGGCACAACCAUUCACAAAGGAACAUCAGUUGGGAAUUUCAUUGUUAACUGAAGAAAUGCUUCAUGAAGAGGAGCUACUCAAGAAGAAAUUCAGUCAUGUUCUACAAGAAGUUGAUUGA